Messenger RNA from Diospyros lotus (date-plum), 1223 nucleotides. RefSeq names its product cytosolic sulfotransferase 15-like. Gene Ontology annotation, cellular component: cytoplasm. Lineage: Eukaryota; Viridiplantae; Streptophyta; Magnoliopsida; Ericales; Ebenaceae. The record is from RefSeq and is a predicted model, not a curated record. The transcript has a single exon. Gene Ontology annotation, molecular function: sulfotransferase activity. Bases 42 to 1034 code for a protein of 330 amino acids. Gene Ontology annotation, biological process: sulfation.
UGCUAUCAUCUUUCUAUCCCCACGCCUCAGUCUGCCCAGCUAUGGCAAAGUCAGAGAACAUCCAGAACCAGAAGCCCACCCUAGAAGAAGGGUUAUUUGGAAGCCUUCCCAAAGAAAAGAAUUGUAGUGGAUUCGAUCUUCUGUUCUAUCAAGGUUUCUGGUGUCUUGAGAGCAUCAUUGAGAGCGUUGUUUCCUGUCAACAGCAUUUCCAGGCACAUAAAACUGAUACGAUCUUAGCUUCCUUCCCAAAAUGCGGCACCACCUGGUUGAAGGCCCUCAUCUUUGCCGUAGCCAACAGAAGCAAGCAUCCCCUCAUAGAGAGCCCGCUGCUCUCAGCUAACCCCCACGCUCUUGUUCCUUUUCUUGAGUCCCAAAUCUACCGAAAGCCUCCUCCCUUUAAUCUCCAAGACAUUCCCAGCCCAAGAAUUCUUUCCACUCACUUGCCUUACUCUGCACUGCCCGCCUCCAUCAAAACUAAUUCCAAAUGCAAGCUUGUCUAUAUAUGCAGAAAUCCCUUGGACCAGUUCAUCUCCAACUGGCACUUUGCAUCCAGUCUCCAGUCCAGGAAUCACUACUCCAUCUCACUGGAUGAGUGGUCCAAAAAGUACUGUAUUUCUGGGAUUACCCCUUUUGGCCCUUUCUGGGAUCAUAUGUUGGGAUAUUGGAAGGCCAGCCAAGAGAAGCCGGGCCAAGUUCUGUUCUUGAAGUACGAAGACUUGAAGGAAGAUGAUGUGUUUUACGUUAAGAAGCUGGCCGAGUUCUUGGGGGUUCCAUUUUCAACGGAGGAAGAAAGGGACGGGAUGCCUGAACAGAUAUCCAGGCUGUGUAGCUUUGAGAAUUUGAAAGAUUUGGAAGUGAACAAGAGUGGCAAAUUUGAUGAUCAUUUUCCCUUCGAUAUCGAUAACAAAGCAUUUUUCAGGAAAGCAAAGGUUGGAGAUUGGUCCAAUUAUCUUUCUCCGUCCGUGGCCGAGGCCCUGAAGAAGCUUAUCCAUGACAAGUUUGAGGGUUCUGGUUUAACCUUCAAAACGUCCUAAUAAUAUUUAAUUUAUUGUCUUUACCUUCAAAUAAGAUGGGUUCUGCUUGUGGCCAUUCACGAAAUUCUUAGUUAAAUUUCAUAGAUACAUAUAUAUAUAUAUAUGGUCAUUUUCCCAAGUUUCUACCCCUUCUUUGAGUGUGCUUUGCUCAAGAAUUUGGCAGUGUUGUAAGAUUUUUCCCAAUUCUGA